Anopheles stephensi (Asian malaria mosquito) is the source of this 3079-nucleotide messenger RNA. It is a transcript of the gene CDase, whose product is annotated as neutral ceramidase. The coding region runs from base 599 to 2755 and encodes 718 amino acids. Gene Ontology annotation, molecular function: N-acylsphingosine amidohydrolase activity. The record is from RefSeq and is a predicted model, not a curated record. NCBI's taxonomy places the organism in Eukaryota, Metazoa, Arthropoda, Insecta, Diptera, Culicidae. Gene Ontology annotation, cellular component: extracellular region. Gene Ontology annotation, biological process: sphingosine biosynthetic process; long-chain fatty acid biosynthetic process; ceramide catabolic process. The transcript has 4 exons.
UUUUGUUUUGUUUUAUCGCGUAGUGAUUUGGUUCCCGUGAGCGCUGAUAGUGUGGUGCUGCUGCCGCGUGUACGGGUCAUAGUUUCGAGCAAAACGCUGCCAUACACUUUCAUCCCCUAGCGCAAUCCCACCAGCCAAGUUUGUUCGAUUCGGGGUGCGUUUUAUAAUUGUAGUGAUCCCCGGCACUGUGGAUGAAGACCACCACGCACGGUCAACGGUUUUACGAACGUGCAAGCAGCAAUGGCACUUCGGGACGCGCACACUAACACUGCAAGCCUGCGUUCGACUGUGUCCGACAAUCGCUAAAGUCCAUCCACGGGCUAUCGACAAUUUACCAAGGUUUGCAGUAUGUCGAUUAUCGACGCUAUUAUCGGCCCCGUUUUCGUUUCAUCAGCAUCUCAGUGAGCUGUCGGACGUGUAGAGAGCUGAAGAGGUUUUCAUCGGAGGAAGCGGAACUACAUCCUCUACAAUCAACCAAAAGAACCUGCAAGCAAACACAGAGUGUGGGAUACGUUCACAAGGGAAGUAAGAGAGCUGGUGCAAAAGAGGAAGUUGUUCCGGUGUCCAUCGUCCAUCAAGCGGAGAUCAAGCAACUCUGAUGGAGCGACUUCAAAGGCAUCCGCGUUGGAGUAGCACAGCGUCGACCAAGUGUGGUCUGAUGUCGCGUUGGUUGUUCCUAGGAAUGCUGCUAGCACUGACGAUCGGCAUGGCUAGCGCGUACAAAGUGGGUGUGGGACGAGCGGACUGCACUGGACCUUCGGUGGAAAUCACUUUUAUGGGCUACGCACAGGUGACGCAGCGUGGAACUGGCAUUCAUCUGCGCCAAUACGCACGGUCCUUCAUAAUUGAAGAUGAGACCGGCACACGGGUCGUGUUCGUCAGUGUUGAUGCCGGCAUGAUGGGCCACGCGAUCAAGCGCGAUGUGCUGGCCGUGCUGCAGAAGAAGUACGGUGAACUGUACACCCACGAGAACGUCGUUAUCAGCGGUUCACACACCCACUCGACACCGGGCGGUUUCCUGAUGUACCUGCUGUACGAUCUAACCACGCUCGGGUUCGUCCCGGAGACGUUCAAUGCGCUGGUGCACGGUAUCGCGCAGAGUGUCAUCCGUGCGCACAACAACAUGGUCGAUGCGAAGAUUUACGUCUCAGAAACGGAGGUGUUGGACGCUAACAUUAACCGGAGUCCGUCCGCUUAUGAGAACAACCCUGAAGAGGAACGGGCACAGUACGAGCACAACGUGGACAAGACGUUGGUGCAGCUGCAGUUCGUGCACGCACGCGAUGGUACACCGUUCGGUGCGAUCAACUGGUACGCGGUCCAUCCUACCUCGAUGAACAACACGAACCGGCUGGUAUCGAGCGAUAACGUUGGCCUGGCUGCGAUAAUGCUGGAGCAGGAGAGAAAUCCUGGUUCGCUAGUUGGCAAGGGUGAGUUUGUCGGCGCGUUUGCGUCCAGCAAUCUGGGCGAUUCCUCACCGAACAUCAACGGCCCGAAGUGUGAGAAGACGGGCCUACCGUGUGAUGUACUGACCUCUUCGUGUCCAUCUGGCGCUGGUGCAUGCUUUGCGUCCGGACCCGGUCGUGACAUGUUCGAAAGUACGCAAAUUAUCGCCGAUCGGUUGUAUCGGGCAGCGGCCGGGUUGCUUGGUACGGGAAAGUCUACCAAAGCACGUGAGGUGACCGGUCCGGUUGGGUUCAUGCAUCAGUACAUAGACAUGACAACGGCAGAAACGGUCGCCUUCGAUCGGGCGUCACGUAGCUUGGUGCGUGUACGAGGCUGUUUGCCUGCAAUGGGGUACAGCUUUGCCGCCGGCACUACAGACGGUCCGGGUGCGUUCGACUUCCAGCAAGGCACGAUCACGGACAAUGUGCUGUGGAAUGCGGUCCGAGACUUUAUUGCCGAACCGACGCAGGACGAUAAGGAUUGUCAGGCACCGAAGCCGAUUCUGCUCGCGACCGGUCGUGCCCGCUUCCCGUACGAUUGGCAGCCCAAAAUCGUACCGACCCAGCUGCUGGUCGUCGGAGACUUUGCAAUGACCGCUGUACCGGGCGAGUUCACGACGAUGGCCGGUCGUCGGCUGCGUACGACAGUUGCCCGUGCCUCAGUAGCGGCCGGUGGACGUGAUCUGCAGGUUGUGGUGGCAGGCCUGUCCAACAUGUACACGAGCUACAUCACCACACCGGAAGAGUACGAAAUUCAGCGUUACGAAGGUGCAUCUACGCUUUACGGACCGCACACCCUGACGCUGUAUCUGGAGCAGUACAAAAAGUUGGUCGGUGCGCUCGUACGCAACGAGUCUCUGCCGGCUGGUCCAACGCCACCGUACGAGGACGACAAACAGAUUUCACUUACGACCGGCGUCAUCUUCGAUUCGCAUCCGCUCGGCAAAGAGUUUGGUGAUGUGAAGGUACAGCCGGAACCGGUUUACGAGCGUGGUGCGACCGCUAGUGCCGUAUUUAUUGCGGGCAAUCCGCGCAACAAUCUAAUGCACGACAAAAGCUUCUUUACGGUCGAACAGCAGCAGCUGGACGGCAACUGGACUGUCAUCGCUACCGAUGCGAACUGGGAGACGAAGUUCCGUUGGGAACGCACCUCCACCAUACUGGGCUUUAGUGAUAUCGAGUUUAGCUGGACGAUUGGGCCAAACACACCGGAAGGAAUGUACCGUAUGCGACAUUUUGGCUAUUACCGAUACAUCCUCGGCGGAGUCUAUCCGUACGUGGGCAUUACAAACACGUUCAACGUAAACUAGGGGAUCUCAUGAGGCGAUGGAGGUUCCACUGUGCAGCCAUACUAGCAUUGAAUUCGUUGUAUCGAAACAAACAUUUGAAUGUAGAAUUACAAAACGUAUGGAGAAGACCCAGUGAUGUCUUUUUGUCUCGGGACGUUAAGACCGUGGCAAACGUACAGUAUGAACGAGUGAGAGAGGUAGAGUGAGAUGCAAAUGAAGAAGAAAAAAAAACAUUCCAUUGCUAUCUUGUAACCAAAUAGACUAGUCACUGGAUAUUCGCGCUUAGUUAGAAAUUAUUUUUCGAUUACGAAUUUUAUAUUAAACCAAUACCUAUUCCAAAAUCUA